Messenger RNA from Adineta ricciae, 2994 nucleotides. NCBI's taxonomy places the organism in Eukaryota, Metazoa, Rotifera, Eurotatoria, Adinetida, Adinetidae. The record is from the annotation of a GenBank genome assembly.
AUGAAAAUUAAGAGUUUAGUUCUACUCGAUAUGCUUUAUCAAAUAGGCAAAGAGCCAAUGAGUGGCCGUGAAAUUGAGCAAGCAGAUCCGGCGAAGGAUGUUCCUGUUGUUUCAACUACUGAUCCAGCAGAAACGAAAUUAGUCGAUCAAGGACAAUCAAAAGCAAAAGUGACACCGAAGGAAAAGAAGAGUGUUUUGCAAGCCGUACUGCAUUUUGUUUACAAUCCUCAGCAAAAGACAGUUCUUGGCCGUAGUUCACUCAAUUGGGCUAAAUUAGCAUUGUUCUACUCGGUAUUUUUCUUCUGUUUGGGAAGUUUCUUUGUUGGCUUCUUGUAUCUCUUCGCUCUGUUUACGGAUUCCAAUGAGCCACGAUAUACGAAUACGGAAAGUACUAUGGCUGUACGUACAACGGCAACUGUUGUUGGUUUGGGCUUUCGACCACAACCGAUAAUAGACGAUAAUCUCAUUCGAGUGACAAAUACUAAACAACAACAAGAACAAAUUGCUUCGUCACUUAGUCUAUUUCGUCAAGUCUAUUUAACACAAAAAAGUGAUGCGAAAACUGAAGUCUGCUCAGCCAAUAAUCCAGCAUCUGAAUUACCACAAGGUUUUGCUUGUGAAUUCGAUUGGAGUGACAUUGUCAAAAAUGAUGAUCAUCCGUGCUCAGAAAAAAAUCUCUAUGGUUUCCAGCAGGAACAACCAUGUGUUUUAGUUAAAUUAAACAAAGUUUACGGAUGGACACCAUCACCAGGUCGAUUACCUGAGCAUAUUGUUAAGCUUCAAGGCGGACGUAAUAGCGGACCGAUUCAAGAUCCUGAUGUUUAUAUCACAUGUGAAGGAGCGCACCCCGCAGAUAAAGAUGUUCUUACUGAUCUUGUCUAUUAUUCGAUGGAUAAUCCAAAUGGCUCGCCAUCUUAUGGCACUAUACCUAAUCAUUUCUUUCCAUAUCGAAAUGCGCCGGAUCAUGUUCAACCAUUUGUUCUAGUACAAUUUAAAAAGUUACCAUUGGAUCGUCUUAAUGAUCAAGCGAAACUCUUCUUAACUAUUGCAGUUCUGUCAUCUCAUGAACGGCUGAAUGAUUAUUUGCCAGCGAUUCUAGAAACAUGGGCGUUAACAACAACGAUGGAGAUUGAAAUCGUGAUUUUUCUCGAAGAAACUAGUUCAACAAAUGUCGAUUUUCUCGACCGAAUCUUCUCGACAUUAAACACAGAUAUUCUAGCAUGUUUAUAUAUUGUAAAAUUAAAACAUGUAGAAAACCACUACCCACCACAAAAGAAAAGUUUCUAUGCUAUGAAAUUCCUCUACACAUUCUAUCAGCAUCGAACUUCAUGGGUAUUACGCUUAGAUGACAAUGCUUAUGUCCACAUUGAAAAGUUAAUUCCAUGGUUGAAAUCUAUUGAUCAUCGACAAGCUCUGUACAUCGGACAAGGCGGCACCGGGCGAAGAAACGGUCCUGCCGUUCAUUUCCCACCUGAAAAAUAUUUUUGUAUGGGUGGAAGUGGAGUGAUUCUUUCUCAACAGACUCUAAUGCAACUAGGACCCUGGCUUGAUCAAUGUUAUCGAAACGAGCUUUUAACUAAUCACGAAGAUGUGGAACUAGGCCGAUGUAUAUUAACACACGUCCAAAUCGGUUGUACGAAUGCAUACGAUUCCAAAGUUUUAUUUUAUCAUCACUAUGGUCCCUACUAUUCCUUUGGGGAUGACUUUACGCCAAAAAUUAUAUCUCACGCAUUUAUUCUUCAUCCAAUUAAAAAUCGAACAGUUUUUCGACAAUUAUACAGCUUCUUCCUUAGACAAAACCAUCACCCGACGAAUAUUUCCGAGUGGAAACCACUAAACUCGGAAACUCAUGUGACUUUUUUGAAUAACAGAGAACUCGACACCACCCGUGACAUACAGCUUCAACUAAUUGACGGACGAUGGAAGGUCUAUAUUGAUACAACUGUUCGAUCUUAUAUCGAACGUUUACAAAAAAUUUGGUAUCACCGUUCGAGUAAUUGGACAGUGGCCAACGGCAAGGCGACCUUUGGUUAUCAUCGUGCAGGAUUUAAACAUGGCUUAGAAUUGAUCACAGAAAUUUUGCUAAAUCUUCGUUCAACACACAUCUCACCUGUUCAAUCGCUAAUUGUUCGAAAAAGAUUUUAUAUUCGUCAAGGACUAGUGAAUCAAAAUCGGAUGACAUAUCGAGAAAUAAUCAAUGUUAAUCAUGAAUCUCAAUUGAAUCUUAUUGUUGUUGCCAAUAAUAAAGAUAAUGCUUUACUUCGAUUUAUUCGUAACUUUCACGACGAAAUUCUUCACUAUUCUGCUCGUAAACCACUGUUUACUUUAACCAUACUGUACUUUUCUCAAAACAACUCAUCUGCUCUUAAUUUGAUAUAUCAAUUAUCCGUCAGAUAUCCAUCAGCUAUUCAUCUUUCGAUUGUAAAUAGUACUCAGCAUACGUAUAAUCGUGGACUCGGCCGUCAAUUAGCAUCGAAUUAUUUUACAACUAAUCAAUUACUGUUUUUCCUUGAUGUCGAUUUGACGUUCACUGGUCAAGCAUUAGUAAAUACACGUGAAAUGAUCAUUCAUCUUCUAUCGAUUUCGUCAUGUGCAGUUUACUUUCCAAUCGUUUAUUCGACUUUUUCAAACACAUUCAAUCCAACUUAUCAGCAGCUGAGCCGCAUUGAGAAAGAUUCCGGUUUGUUUUCUAUCUAUGGUUUCGGCAAUGUUGCGGUGCGCAAAGGUGAUUUAGAUCGAGUUGGUGGAUGGGAACUCAACAACCAUGAAUGGGGAAUUGAAGAUGUCAAUUUAUUCCAGCGCUUUGUCAAUCGCUCAGCUGAAUGUUAUGUGUUUCGCGCAGUUGAGCCUGAUCUUAGACAUUAUUAUCACAAGAAAAUGUGUCAAGGUAUUCAAAAUCCAGCACGAGAAAAAAUGUGCAUCGAUGCAGAAGCCAGUUUGCUCGGAUCUCAGAAAGACAUGGUCAACUAUAUAUUCAAGCAUGAGUUAAUCUAG